Molecule: messenger RNA, 543 nt
Organism: Carya illinoinensis
Lineage: Eukaryota; Viridiplantae; Streptophyta; Magnoliopsida; Fagales; Juglandaceae
Exons: 1
Coding region: 1-543 (180 amino acids)
Source: RefSeq, a predicted model, not a curated record
AUGGCGUUUAGGACUCAUUCCAGGUAUUAUGAGUAUCUAGUGAUGCUGUUUGGGCUAUGUAAUGCUCCUUCUAUGUUUCAAGUCGCUAUGAAUAUCAUAUUCAAGCUACUUUUGAGAAGGUUUGUGCUUAUAUUUUUUGAUGACAUUUUGGUUUAUUCUAAAUCCGUGGAAGCACACAAGGAGCAUUUAAGUGUUGUGAUGAGAAUAUUAGAAGAUUACCAUUUUUUCAUAAAGGUUUCUAAAUGCACCUAUAUUGAAAAAGAGCUUGAGUACUUGGGGCAUUUCAUUUCGGGUGAAGGGGUUAAAGUAGACCAACGGAAGAUUGAAGCAAUGGUUAAUUGGCCAUUGCCCAAAGAUGAGUCGGCUUUGAGGGGAUUCUUGUGUUUGACGAGGUAUUAUAGAAGAUUUGUGAAGAAUUAUGAGCUUAUGGCUAAAGCACUUAAUUCCCUACUCAAGAAAGACAACUUUGAAUGGACUCAAGAAGCAAGAGAGGCAUUUGAAGACUUGAAGAGAGCCAUGACAAAUACACUUGUUCUUGCUUAG